UAGCGUGCAGGUCAGUGAGGAGUCCUAAAAUACUCUCUUUACCGCCUUGACACUCCCAGCGCCAUUAUACAAGAUGAAAGAAACGAUAAUGAACCAAGAAAAACUAGCCAAGCUGCAGGCACAGGUCCGCAUCGGUGGGAAGGGCACUGCUCGCAGAAAGAAGAAGGUUGUCCACAGAACAGCUACUGCCGAUGAUAAGAAGCUGCAGUUUUCCCUGAAGAAACUGGGAGUGAACAACAUCUCUGGUAUUGAGGAGGUGAACAUGUUCACGAACCAGGGGACCGUGAUCCACUUUAACAAUCCCAAAGUCCAGGCGUCUCUGGCUGCCAACACCUUCACCAUCACAGGUCAUGCCGAGACCAAACAGCUCACUGAAAUGCUGCCAUCUAUUCUCAACCAGCUGGGAGCAGACAACCUUACCAGCCUGCGCAGACUGGCAGAAGCACUCCCCAAACAAGCCGGAGAUGGAAAGGCGCCGGUUGCCGGUGGAGAGGAAGAUGAUGAUGAAGUUCCAGAUCUUGUUGAAAAUUUUGACGAGGCUUCCAAAGAUGAGGCAGAUUAACAUGGAUGGGCAGACGUUGGGCACGUCCGGUCUCAGCUGGGUCACACGGGACUCUGGGUUUUUUUUUUUUUAAUUAAAUAUUUCCCCACCCAUUUCUGCGAUACAUACUCGUGCACUGCUGUGUCCCCUUGUGUUCAAGCUGAGAGUGAGAAUGAGCACGUGUGUGUGUGUGCCCACAUGGAGCUUUACACACACACCGUGGUAUGGAUGUGUGUGUGUGUGUGUGUGAGUGGAUCCAGGGACGUCUUGGCUGUAUCAUGUUACUGAAGCUCACUCCUUUGCAGCCCGGCUGAAACCACCACCAACAACAUCUGGAAAUAAAAUAUUUGCUAUCAAUGAGCUUAUUAUAAA
This is a messenger RNA of Chanos chanos (milkfish), 913 nucleotides long. RefSeq names its product basic transcription factor 3 (gene btf3). The coding region runs from base 74 to 562 and encodes 162 amino acids. The record is from RefSeq and is a predicted model, not a curated record. NCBI's taxonomy places the organism in Eukaryota, Metazoa, Chordata, Actinopteri, Gonorynchiformes, Chanidae. The transcript has 6 exons.